Peniophora sp. CBMAI 1063 is the source of this 1086-nucleotide messenger RNA. The record is from the annotation of a GenBank genome assembly. Lineage: Eukaryota; Fungi; Basidiomycota; Agaricomycetes; Russulales; Peniophoraceae.
AUGCUUCGUCUCAUUCGUCCCGCCACGAGCCUUAUUCGGACAUCAUGUCAGAGACAUAUUUCGAGCCAAGUCGCUUCGAGUACCCCAUCUCCAACCCAUAGCAUAUACGUCUCGAACUCGACCAACCCCUACUUCAAUUUGACUCUGGAGGACUGGUUAUUCAGAUUCAAGAACCCAAAAGAGCCUCUGUUAUUGCUGUACAGGGAUGAACCGUGUGUGGUUAUUGGGCGGAAUCAGAACCCUUGGAAGGAGGUGAACCUCCCUGCACUACGCGAGAUGGAGGUCCCGUGGAUUCGUCGGAGAAGUGGAGGAGGCACGGUCUAUCAUGAUACGGGAAAUACGAACUUCUCUAUACAUCUCCCACGAACAUCGUUUGACCGGCAUGCGACUGCUCAAGUCAUACUCCGAGCCGUGCGCUCUCUGGAUAUCGACGCGAGUGUGAAUGACAGGAAUGACGUCACUGAUGCUGAUACUGUGUCUGCUUCUUACGUCUCUGGAUCUGCGUACAAGAUUGUGAACAACCGCGCCUAUCACCAUGGGACGAUGCUACUUGAGACGGAGCUUGGUAAUCUGGGUGACGCUCUUCGAGUAUCUAAGGAUUCUAUGAUCACGCGCGGUGUGGCGUCCGUACGCUCACCUGUCCGUAACCUUUGCUGGUUCAAUCCAGACAUCUCGCACGACGCAUUUGUCGAAGCGGUCAUACAAGCAUUCCGCGAAGAAUAUGGUGUGAGCGAAGAGGUACAGGGGGUUCAUGAGACGGAAGACUUGCUUAGCAUCCCGUACAUCCGUGAUGGGAUGGCGGAGUUGACGACGUGGGAUUGGGCGUUUGGACAGACCCCAGAGUUUACGUAUACGUUGCAGGGGUCUUUUGCAUGGGGUGAAGUGACGGCCAAGAUUCGCUCUAAGCACGGCCUCAUCCUGGAAUGCCGAUUUGAGACGGACGACGCAUGGGCCAGGGAAGAGCUGGAAACGUUUGGCGCGUCGUUGGCAGGGAAGCGAUACGGGUUCGUGGAGGAUAAGUCGAUGACUGGAGACGGCCUGGUUGCAGAGGUUUCCGAUUGGUUCAUUGAAGAGACGAGCAAGUAA